AUGGCUUCUAAGAAGUUGGGAUCUGAGUCUCAUGGUCCUUUCAGUUAUCUUGAUGAUGUCCCAUUUAAGAUAGGAGACAAAUUUAAAACCCCAGCAGAGGUUGGAUUACCCAUUGAUUUCAGCCUUCCUGAUUCUUCUAAGCUUGUCAGAGAAGCCCAGUAUGACUUCUCACUGGAAAAGAAAACAAUCGAGUGGGCUGAAGAUAUCAAAAAAAUUGAAGCUGCCCAGAGAGAAGCUGAACACAAGGCAGAAGAAGUGCUAGCAAACUCAAAAGCGGCUCCAGAGGACAUCACCAAAUUGGCGUUCUCAGAGGGACCUUGCCCUAAAGUCAUGCCUCUUCCUAUUAACCCCAUCCUUGCUAGCCUGCAGCACAAUAAUAUUCUUACUCCCACACCAGCCAACAGCAGUGCUGUGAAAAAAAAGGUUCUCAGUCCACCUCAUCCAAAAGCAGACUUCAACCCAGCUGAUUUUGAAUGUGAAGAAGACCCUUUUGACAAACUGGAAUUAAAAACUAUCAAUGAUAAGGAGGAAUUAAAAAAUAUUCUUGAAAUUCAUGUUGGUACUACUGGGCCAAUUGUUGCCCAGCUAUUAGAUAAUACUUUGCCCAAAGGAGAGUCUGUGUUGCAAGAUGAGAAAGUUCUGACAUCCAUAGAAAGGACUACGCUGGACUUCAAACCCCUUCACAAACCCAAUGGCUUUAUCACUUUACCACAGUUGGGAAACUGUGAAAAGAUGUCCUUGUCUACCAAAGUGUCCCUGUCCCCUAUCACUUCAGUGAGCAACAUCAAAUCCCUGUCCUUUCCUAAACUUGACUCUGAUGAGAGUGAUCAAAAAUCAUCAAAGCUCAUGAGCACUUUCCACAACACUACCUGUCUCUGCAAUGGUGCUUUGCUCAGUUCUUUGCAGACCUGCACUCAGAAUGAAGCCAAUGAAUUGAAUGGACACCAUCUGGUUGGUCUUUCUGCUGUAAAUGAGGACAGUGGCAUGGAGACAUCAACAUUAUCCUCUUCAUCCAGGCUGCCUUCCCUGGCUGCAUCAACAGUUUGUACAGAAGAAGAAUCAUCUCAAAGCACAGCAACUAUGGUAAUACAUCAAAAUUUCCUCGUGUCUAAAGUGCCCAAUAACACCAGCUGCACAAAGCAGUCAGGUGGCCCCACUCCUGAACUACAGCAGGCCCUCUCUGCUAGUGAGAGGCAGUGCAUAGAGACGGUUGUCAACAUGGGGUAUGCACCUGAGGACGUCCUGAAAGCCAUGAAGAAGAAGGGGCAGAACAUAGACCAAGUUCUGGAUUACCUGUUUGUACAUGGACAGCUUUGUGAGAAGGGCUUUGAUCCACUUCUUGUUGAAGCAGCUUUGGAAAUGCACCAGCGUUCAGAGGAGAAGAUCACAGAGCUUCUCCAACUAAUGAGUCAAUUUAAAGAAAUGGGCUUUGAACUAAAAGACAUUAAGGAGGUCUUAUUAUUGCAUAACAAUGACCAACAGAACGCUUUGGAAGAUCUAAUGGCCCGUGCAGGAGCCAGCUGA
Messenger RNA from Corapipo altera (White-ruffed manakin), 1524 nucleotides. RefSeq names its product ubiquitin-associated protein 1-like. Gene Ontology annotation, cellular component: ESCRT I complex. The record is from RefSeq and is a predicted model, not a curated record. Bases 1 to 1524 code for a protein of 507 amino acids. Gene Ontology annotation, biological process: regulation of DNA-templated transcription; ubiquitin-dependent protein catabolic process via the multivesicular body sorting pathway. The transcript has 6 exons. NCBI's taxonomy places the organism in Eukaryota, Metazoa, Chordata, Aves, Passeriformes, Pipridae. Gene Ontology annotation, molecular function: ubiquitin binding; DNA binding.